Procambarus clarkii (red swamp crayfish) is the source of this 5311-nucleotide messenger RNA. Its product is annotated as kinesin heavy chain. Gene Ontology annotation, molecular function: microtubule binding; ATP binding; microtubule motor activity. Gene Ontology annotation, biological process: mitotic cell cycle; microtubule-based movement. Gene Ontology annotation, cellular component: microtubule. The record is from RefSeq and is a predicted model, not a curated record. NCBI's taxonomy places the organism in Eukaryota, Metazoa, Arthropoda, Malacostraca, Decapoda, Cambaridae.
GCGCCAGUAGUGCAUCACUCCGCCUGGAACGCAUAACUGCACCUUCCAUCCCCCUGUGUGUCUCCUCUACACACACCAUCUCUCCUUCCUCCCCCCAUUGAUAACCGCCACUUGGGCUACUCAUAGUACACGAGUCUGAUGGCAACUUGAGUCUCGAGGAGCUUAACGGUAGUCUAACAGCAGCAGCAGCGGUGGUGGGCGUGGUGGUGGUGACGCGGGUGGCCACGGAUCGAUCCCCCCGGCGGGUGGCUCCAGCAGGCGGCGAGGUGCGGAGGUGACGGCGGCUCAGUCAUCAUGCCGGCUCCUGAGCGAGCACUGGUACCACGCCACCACUGACGUGUCCUCCUGCGUCGCCCACCUGGCCCUCAGCCCUCACCACUGACCAGGAUAACACAUACACCUCGGGUGCUCUCUCACACGCCGCGUGCCACACACACACACACACCCUGUGUGCCAGCCUGUAUUGGGCUGCGUGUAGUAGUGCCCGGACAUAACCUCUCCCUCCUGUAGGAGUAUAUACCACCACACAAACCACCUUCACCAUGGGAGGAGAAGAGGAAAAGCCCCGCGAGCAGGUCGAUGACAGCAUCCGCGUCAUCUGCCGCAUUCGGCCCCUCAACAAGUCGGAGGAGGCGGCAGGUAGCAAGUUUGUGUGCACCUUCCCGUCUUCCCGCGGCCAGGAAGACCAAAUGGUCUCAGUUGGGGGGAAGGUGUACCUGUUUGACCGCAUCAUCAAGCCCAACUCAACACAAGAGAAGGUCUACGAUAUCGUCGCCAAAGAUAUCGUCAAAGAUGUGCUCAACGGGUACAAUGGGACCAUCUUCGCCUACGGCCAGACGUCGUCAGGCAAGACCCACACUAUGGAGGGCAAGCUGGGCGACCCCACCUGGCAGGGCAUCAUCCCGAGGAUCGUGCACGACAUCUUCAACCACAUCUACAACAUGGAGGAGGCGCUCGAGUUCCACAUCAAGGUCUCUUACUUCGAGAUCUACAUGGAUAAGAUCAGGGACUUGCUCGACGUGUCCAAGGUGAACUUGUCUGUGCACGAGGACAAGAACCGGGUACCGUCGGUGAAGGGCGCCACGGAGCGCUUCGUGUCCUCCCCGGAAGAGGUCUUUGAGGUCAUCGAGCUGGGCAAGUCCAACAGACACGUCGCCGUCACAAACAUGAACGAGCACAGCUCCCGGUCCCAUAGCGUCUUCCUGAUCCAGGUGAAGCAGGAGAACAUUGAGAACCAGAAGAAGCUCCUGGGUAAACUCUACCUGGUCGAUCUGGCCGGCUCAGAGAAGGUGAGCAAGACAGGAGCAGAAGGAGCCGUCCUGGACGAGGCCAAGAACAUCAACAAGUCCCUCUCGGCGCUAGGCAACGUCAUCGCAGCUCUGGCAGACGGCAAGACACACGUGCCCUACCGUGACUCCAAGUUGACCAGGAUCCUGCAGGAGAGUCUGGGGGGCAACGCCCGCACCACCAUCGUCAUCUGUGCCUCUCCAGCCUCCUUCAACGAAGCUGAGACGAGGUCCACCUUAGAUUUUGGCAAGAGAGCCAAGACCAUCAAGAACUGUGUGUGUGUCAACGAGGAACUCACAGCCGAGGAGUGGAAGCGACGCUACAAUAAGGAAAAGGAGAAGAGUACCAAGCUGAAGGCCCAGGUGGAGAGCAUGGAGGCAGAGCUCGCCAGGUGGCGCAGUGGGGAAAAAGUCUCAUCCGAGGAACAGAUUUCUGUUGAUAUGGAGAAGUCCAUGGUGUCUUCUGUGGUUGAAGAGCCUAAGAAGUCAGCAGCUCCGCCCAUGAGCAACGAGGUGCGGGACGCGUGGGAGAAGGAACGGGAGCAGCUGUACCUGAGCCUUGACGAGAAGGACGAGGAGAUCAACCAGCACAGUCAGCUGGCUGAGAAGCUCAAGGAACAGAUGCUCGAGCAGGAGGAACUUAUUGCUGCAACCCGCCGUGACUAUGAAGUUCUACAAACGGAGAUGUCUAGGAUUCAGGCAGAGAAUGAUUCUGCCAAGGAUGAAGUGAAAGAGGUGCUACAGGCUCUGGAGGAGCUGGCCCUUAACUACGACCAGAAGAGUCAGGAGGUGGAGAACAAGUGCAAGGAGAAUGAGACACUCAACGAGGAACUAACAGAGAAGCAGACUGCUUUAACAAGCAUGCAAGGUGAGCUACAACAAAUGAAGGACUCCUCUGUGCACCAGCGGAGAAGGAUGAAUGAGAUGCUGUUCUCACUGCUCUCUGAUCUUGGAGAAGUUGGCAAUGUGGUUGGAGGCACUGCUGGAGACCUCUCUAUCAAGAACUCAGGUGACCCCAACAAACUAGAGGAAGAGUUCACAAUGGCUCGGUUGUAUGUGUCAAAGAUGAAGAGUGAAGUGCGUAACCUUGUACAGCGUUGCAGCACCCUUGAGAACUUCCAGGGCGACUGCAACAAGAAGAUUGAUGAAUAUGAACGUGAAUUAAGUGAAUGCCGCCUCCUGAUCAGCCAACACGAGGCCCGCAUGAAAACGCUGCAAGAGUCCAUGCAUGAGGUAGAAAUUCGCAAAAGACAACUUGAAGAACAAGUUGACUCUCUGGGUGAAGAAGUGGCUCAGCUGAAAGCAGCCGAGGGCCUCACUGUAUCAGAGGGGCUAUCAAAGGAGGCACUUGAGAAACAGAUGGAGACUCACAGAGAGCUUCACCAAAAGCAAGUGGCACAGCUCAGACUCGAGAUUAAUGCCAAACAAGCACUAGUAGAGGACCUCAAGGACCAAAACCAGAAACUGAGUGUGGAACAUGAGCAGCUGAAGGCAGAACACAACAAGCUCAAAAUUGAGGAGGCAGAGAAGAGCACUCGGCUUCAUGAACUUAUUUUUGCUGGAUUUCGGUGGGCUCAGCACCUCAAUGAGGUCUCUCUUCUCCUUCACGAAACUAUUAGCUUGCGUCACUGGACUCCCAGAGGCUCGACAAGUCUAUUGAAUGAUCGCCGAGAACAGGCGCACCAUGAUCUUAAGGGCCUUGAAGACACUGUGGCCAAAGAGCUUCAGACGCUGCAUAACCUAAGGAAACUUUUCGUCCAGGACCUGCAGGCCAGAGUCAGGAGGUCUGCUGCAGGAGAAGAUGAAGAUAUCCUUGGAGGGUCCGUAGCACAAAAACAGAAGAUUAGCUUUCUGGAAAAUAACCUAGACCAGCUGACGAAGGUGCACAAACAACUGGUCCGGGACAAUGCCGACCUCCGGUGUGAGCUGCCUAAGUUAGAGAAGCGGCUCAGGGCCACCAUGGAGAGGGUUAAGAUAGAGGACGAGGGACAGGAGCUAUUCUGGCAGUUCAGGGUGGAGGAAGAUAACGCCCAUCUCCGCUGUGAGGUACCUAAGCUAGAGCAGCGGCUCAAGGCAACCAUGGGCAGGGUCAAGGCACUAGAGACUGCUCUCAAGGAGGCUAAGGAAGGAGCCAUGAGGGACAGGAAGCGCUACCAAUACGAAGUUGACCGCAUCAAGGAAGCUGUACGGCAGAAGAACCUUGCCAGGAGGGGUCAAGGAGCACAUAUUGCAAAGCCCAUCCGCACCGGUCCUGCCAGUCUCCUGUCCCGUCCUGGUGCCCUGGGGAUGAUGGGACGAGCACAAACCAAUGCUCCCAUUCCCCGCCAGUAUGUUGCCUCCAACAGCUAGAUGGGCAAGUGGGAUUCUCCUGUAGAAGCCCCAGCAACUUACUCUCCACUAGCUGGAAAAUCCACGAAUAAUACACCAAAUAUCUCUGCUUCCUGCAAGCCUCCAGUAUCAGAGAAUUUCAUCUAUUACUUUGAACCCUAGUCUUUGUCUACAUAGCUGUCAAGUGAAUAAAAAUACAUCCUACUCCCCCCACAAUGCUAGCCCCAUUACGUUCUGGUAUAUUAUGGUUGCAUGAUGCUCCUAAUUACAUGUGAAAAUUAGGGACCACUUUUUAAUUUAAAAAUUAUUUUGCACCAUUUGUAUUAUGCCAAGUUAUACUUUGUCUCGGUCAAGUUUGUGAUUCCUUAUUACAUAAUUUUUGUUAUAAUACUGUACUGUAUAUCAGUUUAUUCACUUGCUGUGAGAUCUGUCUAUGCAGCAAUUAUUUUGCAUGUAAUGUGUCCACCCCCCAUGCAUUUAACUCUUAAGGAUUCACAGUAAUACUGCAUAUAUUUGAAAAAAAUUAGAUUGGUAUUUGAAAUUUGCUCUCUGAUAUGUGAGCAUUUCUGAAACUAAAAUUAAGAAAACUGUUAAAUUACCAUCAGUUGUUUUCUUUAGUACUGUAUACACACGAGAUUUGAGGAGUUAAUGGAAAGGAAAGGAAAACAAAAGCAAGACAAAGGAGAAACAUUAAAUGAUCAUUGUUAAAGGUUGGUGCUGUGUGAGUGAUGGACUGCCCACAUGUGCUCUUGGUUAGCCCAAGUUAACCCACACUGGAAAUGAAUUGGUGAAUAAUUUUCAUAAAUCGGAAAGCAUCACUUGAAACAGCUGCUAAAAUAAAUUUGAGUGUUUUGUUUAGUCAGCAAAAAAAUUAUUCUUUUAAGUUAUUUUUCAGUUAUUUCAGCAGAUGUUUCAAGUGGUGCUUAAAAUGGGUAAGACGUGCAUAAGUUGGGGAUAUUCACCCAAAGAGAACAAUUAGUUUAAGAUAUAAGCUUUCCUUACAAGAUCAUAUUUUUUCAGAAUUAAAAAAAAUUCUGAUUAAUUGCAAACUUACAAAUGCCAUAACUAUACUCAUAUUCAUUCAUCUAAUCCACAUACAGAUCUAUCAUUAGCCUUCUAGGUUUCAUUAUGCUGUCAGGAAUAUAGUGGCUUUGUGCUUCUUGUGAUAAUUACUUACAGCAAUAACCCUUAAACAUUAUUUUUAGGAUUUAAAAAAUGGUUCCUGAUUCUCACUAAUGUAAUUUCUCACCAUGAUAUAUUCAUUUUCAUAAUAAUUUUCUCACAAAAUAAUGGAUUACUACUAUAGGAAAUUAUGUCCAUAAAAUAUUAUGCAGUGUUAACAUGUCACCUUAAAAUGAAUGUUCAGAUAACCUGUUUUGCUGUUGAAUAUUCAUUGCUGAUAUGCCAUUAAUUUGUAAAAUGAAUGACUAAUAAAAUAAUACACCAUUCCAAUAUCUCCUCUAUAUAUAAACUCUGUGUUAACAGUAGCCUACUUUACGUGACUGAUCCUCUGGAACAAUUAAUUUUAGAAUAAAAAUUUUAUAUUUUGGCCUUCAAAAUGAAGUGAGUGCUAUAUCAAAAUAUAUCUGGUCUUAUUAAUAAAAAGCAUGUGUACAAAUUCCUAGAGUUUUUUGUAUUAUUGUAGCAGUUAUUUGCAAAUAUGCGGAACUUCAACAAAAUUUUGAUUAAACCUUGUU